AUGGAUCCAUAUAAAUUUAAUAGUUGGAUAAGGUUAUUAAUUUCGUUAUGUUCAACUGGUGCAUACAUUUUAAUAUCCUUGAUGCUGCCUUUGUUUGUGGCAGUACCAAGUUUUCAAACAACAUAUGGUAUAUUCUUUGUUAGCCCAUAUAAUGACAACAAAUAUAUAAAGUGGCAUGAAUUUGAAUCUCAUGCUUGUAAAAAUGAAAAUGUUGUCUUACCUCAGAUCAAUUAUAAUGCCUCGAAGGGAAAAGAGUUCACAAGAAAUAUGAGAAAGCAAUUAUGCCAUUCUAUAAACUUCCUCAAAAAUUAUUUAUUAAUUACUUUUAUAGUGUCUAUCAUAGAUUUAAUUGUAGUUAAGGGAGUACUAUUAUAUGCUCAUUUCAGGGAACAUCCUGAAACGUUUGCUUUAAAACAUGUCAAGUUUUGUAAUAAAUUAAUUACUUUAAUAAUAUGUAUUACUAUAACAAAUUGUAUUUUGCUUGUUGCCCCCGUCUUUUUUUUUAAUUCUUAUGAGGAAUUUGGGAAAACCCAUUAUUUACAUGCUGGGUUUUAUAUAUUACUAGCUGAUUUUCUUACACAUUUUAUUAUUGUAAUAUUUUUAAAAAGAGAUAAAACAAUUCUGAAAUGCGUUUGUGAAUUAGAGCUUAUACCUUGGGAUGAAAAACGAAAAUUACCAGUUCAUUAUGCCGAAUUUAAUGAUACAUUAAUUAGCCCUAACGAAAUAACAAAUUAUCUUCAAGGAUUAUUUCAACAGGAUAACAUUAACGAAGAACAACUUAAAAACUUUUUUGGCACAGAUAAUUAUGAACAAAUAUAUUAUGUCAUUUUGAAUAAUUUAAAAAAUCAAAAACAAAUGAUGAAUAUUACACCUAUGUAA
Plasmodium reichenowi is the source of this 879-nucleotide messenger RNA. RefSeq lists its product as hypothetical. The transcript has 7 exons. Bases 1 to 879 code for a protein of 292 amino acids. The record is from RefSeq and is a predicted model, not a curated record. NCBI's taxonomy places the organism in Eukaryota, Apicomplexa, Aconoidasida, Haemosporida, Plasmodiidae.